This is a messenger RNA of Acipenser ruthenus (sterlet), 6685 nucleotides long. RefSeq names its product muscarinic acetylcholine receptor M3-like. Gene Ontology annotation, cellular component: plasma membrane; dendrite; synapse. The record is from RefSeq and is a predicted model, not a curated record. Gene Ontology annotation, molecular function: G protein-coupled serotonin receptor activity; G protein-coupled acetylcholine receptor activity. Gene Ontology annotation, biological process: adenylate cyclase-inhibiting G protein-coupled acetylcholine receptor signaling pathway; positive regulation of smooth muscle contraction; chemical synaptic transmission. The transcript is spliced from 4 exons. Lineage: Eukaryota; Metazoa; Chordata; Actinopteri; Acipenseriformes; Acipenseridae. Bases 482 to 2257 code for a protein of 591 amino acids.
ACGGAGUGAGAGAUGAAGCUGGGAGCCGACUGAAAGAUGUGAUGCAGUUUAGUAUAUAGUUCUGCAAAGUGACACACGCAGGACUGUUCUGUAGCUGUGCCUGAGCAGACACUACACAGCAGCAAGUGGAUGUAUCUCUGGUGGACUGUAUAUGCAGUGUGAAAGAAAGCGGUUCUUGGUUUAGUAUUCCAUGCUGUACCUUAGCAAUUAAAAAAACAAAACAAAAAAAACAACCUGCAAGCCAGCUGCGUAAAAGCAACAGCAUACAGCCUGUGCACUGACUGGGACAUACCCAUUAACAGGACCAGACGUCAUUUUACAGUCAAACAUCUGAUCCAGUCACACUGGUUGCCAGCCACCAUGACAUAACUUGCAGUGGUUUAUGGCUCAUUGGACGUCGAGGUUAGUUGUUUCCAUUCAUCUGCCAGGUGACUUUAGCAAGACUUCAUUCUGAAACCUUUGAAUAUGCCAGAAAGUCACAAUGAACUUGAACUACAACAGCACAGCACCCAGCUUGAUUUUAACAGCCAGCUCCUCUAGGAUCAGAGACUACAAGGACACAGAGCUUCUCCAGGAAACCAGAUGGCAGGACCACUUUGAUCUGCUAGAUAAUGACUCAGACCUUCCACCCUCAUAUAAUGUCACCCAGCCACAAGCACCAGCCUAUGACCCCCUCGGAGGGCAUGCAGUUUGGCAAGUUAUCCUGAUUGUGUUGUUCACUGGCAGCUUAUCCCUGGUCACCAUCAUCGGUAACAUCCUGGUUUUGGUGUCGUUCAAGGUGAAUAAGCAAUUGAAGACGGUCAAUAAUUAUUUUCUGCUUAGUCUUGCUUGUGCAGAUUUGAUCAUUGGAGUCAUUUCAAUGAACCUUUAUACUACCUAUAUAAUCAUGGAUCAGUGGGCCUUGGGGAACUUAGCAUGUGACCUGUGGCUUGCCAUUGACUAUGUAGCUAGCAAUGCCUCAGUCAUGAACCUGUUAGUCAUAAGUUUUGAUAGAUACUUUUCUGUUACCAGACCACUCACUUAUCGAGCCAAGAGGACAACCAAAAGGGCCGGAAUAAUGAUUGGCCUGGCCUGGUCUAUCUCUUUUGUUCUGUGGGCACCAGCCAUCUUAUUUUGGCAAUAUUUUGUUGGAAAGCGCACCGUGCCUCGUAAUGAAUGCUUCAUCCAGUUCCUCUCAGAGCCUAUCAUCACUUUUUGUACUGCCAUAGCUGCAUUUUACCUGCCUGUUACCAUCAUGACCAUAUUGUAUUGGAGAAUCUACAAGGAAACGGAGAAGCGCACCAAAGAACUGGCCGGGCUGCAGGCUUCUGGCCGGGAUUCAGAGACAACACAAUUUGUCCUCCAGACUGGCAGCUCACGGAGCUGCAGCAGUUAUGAGUUAACACAACCGGCUGUGAAGAAGCCAGCUGGAAGGAAGCGAGGUCGCUGCUACUUCUUGCCAAUGAUGAAGUCAUGGAAACCCAGUGCUGAAGGAGACCAGGAUCACAGCAGUAGUGAUAGUUGGAACAACAACGACGCUGCUGCCUCCCUGGAUCAAUCUGAUUCCUCAGAUGAAGAAGAAAUACCUGCGACCCGAGCCAUUUACUCCAUCGUGUUAAAUCUACCUGGCCUCAAGACCGCAGUAAACUCCCAAUUGGCCGCGUCUGACCACUUGGAUAUGUCUGAAGAUGACCACCAUAGAGUAAACGUGAACAGCAAGGACAGGGUACCCAAGAAAGAGAAGAAUGAUAAGGAGGACAACAGCUACCACCAGUGCUUCUCCAAGACACCAGUUCAGUCAAUGCCAACAAUAGAAACACCCAAGACCUCAGAUGCAGUUUCCCCAGCGACUAAGUCUGCAUCGAUGCCUUUAACCUUCAAGGACACAGCGUUGGCAAAAAGUUUUGCAUCAAAAGCCAGAACACAGAUCACAAAACGGAAACGAAUGUCACUUGUGAAAGAGAAAAAGGCUGCACAGACUCUUAGUGCAAUCCUUUUUGCCUUUAUCAUCACAUGGACACCAUACAACAUUAUGGUGUUAGUGAACACUUUUUGUGACGAAUGCAUCCCCAAAACCUUAUGGGACUUGGGCUACUGGUUAUGCUACGUGAACAGCACGGUGAACCCCAUGUGUUAUGCACUGUGCAAUAAAACGUUCCGAACCACUUUUAAAACAUUACUGUUGUGCCAGUGGGAGAAAAGAAAGCGUCGCAAGCAGCAGUACCAGCAAAGGCAAUCUGUUGUUUUCCGUAAAAUAAUUCCUCUGGAUUCCUCCUAAUGGUUCUGUAUAUAUUCCAGGUUGUAUUGUAUGUGAGUACUAGUUCCAUGAUGAUGUUUCUAAGUACAGUGCGGGCUCUUUCUAACGCAGAGAAGCUGCUAUUAAGCAAAUUCUUCUUUUCAACCAUAUUUUAAGACCUAGCAGUAACUGUUUCUUUCGGGAUGAAACGCAAAGCAAAGGUAAUGAUGGACACAUAUAACUUAGGAACUAAAGUAAAAAGGGCUUUGGAAAUUUGAAAAUACAAACGUGCCAUUUUAUUAAACUUGGUAUUAGAUUCCCCCAGUGUUGGAGUAAGACAUGGUAACAUCAGUGUAACCCUUAUAUAGUUGGCAAAUACAUCAUCAGCACUGGACUAGCAACUGUGGGUACUGUAUUUGUUUGUCACAGUUUCUGAAGAUUGUAUUGAUGUUCAUUAGCUUUUUUUCAGUGGUUUGAGUCUUCUAUGAAAGUAGUGUCUUUAGAUACCCAGAUGAACUUCCAUUGAUCAAAUAUUGAGCCAACUGUCCAAUGCAGACUUUAAAAAAAAAAAUCAUCCUAUGUUCUAACUGUUUGCAAAUAUUAUAAUUCUGGUGAUCCCGAAACUGCUUUUGUAAGGGAUGUCCAGUUUAUCAGUGUUGUGAACACAGAGCUGGUGUAAAAGCUGCUUUUGUAUUCAAUGUGGAUGGUGUUUACAUGUUUUAGACCAAAAGUGCAAGUAUUUUAAAUGGUGUCUGUGUACCUGAAGUGUAUAUUUUUUAUGCUUUAUGUUUAUAUAAAAUAUUUAUACAUACUUUGCAUAAUGUUUAUUUGAAACUUAUCGAUAUUACACUCCGUUUUUUCACAAUGCAGCAUCCUUGGGUAUGCCUGAAAUAGAUUCAAAUCCUCAAAUGAAAACCCCUUCCUAGAAUUCUUAAACAGAUCACCUGAUAUUGCAAAUUAUAAAUCCACUAUAAGAAAUCAACCAAUUACAGCUAUGGAUUUUCCAAAAUUCCAGGACUGUGUACAGAUGUCAUCCCGUACAUAGAAUGUACAGCACAAUUCAAGAUAAAAAAAAAAAAAAGUUAACACAUUGUGUACUGUAUAUGUUGUAUCUUUAAUAAAUUAACACAUUGUGUACUGUAUAUGUUGUAUCUUUAAUAAGUUAACACAUUGUGUACUGUAGAUGUUGUAUCUUUAAUAAGUUAACACAUUGUGUACUGUAGAUGUUCUAUCUUUAUAUUAGAAAUGUCUUUUUUUCACAGAUUAUGAUUCUCUUGCUCAAACUGCAAACGAUUGCAUAUCUUAUGACAUCUCUUAUAAGCCAGUGAUAAACCUGAAGUUCUAAUAGAAUACAAGCCCCUUGUUAUUGUGGCUCAGUAAAAUGUCUGCAUUUCUCAAUGUUACAUUGGGCUUUUGUGUUAAACAGUGAGUUGCUCUUCCUCUGUAAAAAAGCUACUGUUGAUCAACAAGGACCUCUGCUGGAAAGCACCUGCAAGUGACAUGAAAACCUGCAUCUGCUUCUCCUCUCUCUAAACUGAGCAGAAGCAGCACAUUAGGCUCCAUCCCUAAACUCUGCCCAGUGUAACCCUGAACACAUCAUGUGUAACUCCAACUUCAGUUUUAGUAUGAUGAGGUCCACAUCCUUCCAGGUCCACUAGAGCAAACGAAUCAGUGCACUUCUGCUAUGAAUUAACCCAAAAUAUACUUUCAAAUGGGCCAUGCAUGUGUAGCUGUGGACAGGGAAUUUAGAAAUAACAGCUGCUUACAGAUUGACCUUCCAUGAGUUUUUUAAUCUCCACGCAGUGCAAGGAUCCUAAAGGGUGCUGCUCACUAAAAAUUAAAACAAUAUUAUGUUUACCCUAAAAAACAUAAUGUGUUUGAUUUAUUUUUGCAACCAAGAACUCCAAAGCCGAUUUUCCAUCUGCAGCUUUAAAUUGAUAAUUCAGUAUUAAACCUGGUCAGUCACUGCUUCCAUCUGCAGUCUACACUCUAAUCUGGAUCUGCAACCUACCUCCAGUAUUCCCAGAUGGUAAAAUUAAUUGACAGCCCUCCAUCCUACUGUACUUGUCCUAGGUUUAACACCUGACCAUUACAUUAUUAGUUUAUUUGGUACUUUCCUUCCUUUAGAACAAACUGGAGACAGGGCUGCCUAAGUCCCAAUUAAAAGCAGUUUGAUUUUGGUGUGUUUGAGAUGGAAACAGACAGGACUGAUUUCCGCUUGCUUUCAAAGUGGUUCAAGUGGCAGAUGGAAACGGCAUUAGUGUAAAAUACAUGACAUACGUUUUUAAUCUGAUACUUUUUUGCAUUUUCAGUGUACAGUAGUUUGAUAACAAGAUGGUAAUUGUAUGUUAUUACUCCUUAAUAAAACUACUUGAUUGUAGGAGUGUUAUUUGAUCACAACACAUUUAAUUUCACUGGUUUAUAAUGCUUGUACAGUUUUUUUUUUUUUUUAAAGAACAUUUUAAAAAUUAUUAUUCAAAUUAAAACCUUUGGGUUACACUAGACAGUCACAUGCAUUAACUGAAGUGUUAUUUUCCACAUGUCCCCCUUUAAAAAAUUGCCGUUUCAGUAAAAAAAAAAAAAGGUAGUUACAGUAGAAGGCAGAGAUGUUUGGUCACAUUGCAUUUGACAUUUAUUUUUUCAUUACCAGUAAUGUGCAGGUGAUCUAGUGCAGUCAGUUUCCAGAUUAGAAUCAUCUUCCUCUCUAACAUAAAAUAUCCCACAGUAUUUAUGGUACAGCUGUUAUUUCCUUAUACUGGCUGUUUUAUUAUUUUGAUUUUUAGUGAUUGUAGCGAACAAAAAAAUCCAUAAAUCUUACCUAUGCAUUUCUGUUUGUUUUAUGGGUCUCAAACAUCCAGUUUUAGAAAGAAACACGUUUUAUAGCCAUGCUUUGAGUUGCAGUAAUUGUACUUGCUUGGUCAUUUCACCUCAAGGGGUAAUUGUACCCACUACUUCAAUGUCUAACCAACCAGUUGCUUUCCCAAUGGACUGACAUGUUUUCAGCCAGAAACAUGCUUUGAUCCAGAAGACAAUGAUCAGAUGAAAGGACCCCAGGAAGUGUAAGUGUAACCGAUAUUCUGAGAAUAAAGCAUAUAAACAGAGAACUUUCUAUAUCUUAAAGCAGUACCAGUCAUGUUUUAAAAUGAAAAUACAUAUUUGCUCUAACGUGUUUCUUUCAAAAUUGCUCAUCUGUGGCCCACGUAGCUAAUUUGAAGUGCAAAACAGGUAAGGUUUAUGGAAUUGUAUUGGUAGCUGCAAUUACUUUAAGAAUAACAGUGAAUAUGGAUUAGUGUAUAUCCCAGCAGCAUUUCAGAAUAAUUGACAACAACAUAUUUGUGUGCCUACUGCUCUCCUAUAUAGGAGCAGGCUGCAUGUCAGCAGAUACAUUGGUAGUAUGAAUGAACAAGGUAUUGCUUACUUGAACCUGUUGUUGUUGUUGUUGUAAAGGCUUCAUCUGGGUAGCAUGCAAUGAAACCAGUAGACAUUGAGCUGGGCAAAAUCCUUCAGAGAUAAAACAGCACACACAUCGCUGGCCUAUUCAUAAAUCAGCAAUUAUUAUUAUUUAUUUUUUUUGCAGCAGCAGCAGAGAGUAAGCUGUAAAUGUAGCUUCAGUUCCAGCUCUAUUAUCUUUUAUUUAAUAUGACUCUGGGCAAAACAUAUUUUCUAACAGUUGCACAAACAACCCCUAAUACUACAAAAGUAACCAUUAUGUAAAAUCCUCACCCCUUAAAUAACAAUACUAAUAUUCAUUAAAAAAAUAAGCUGGUUGUUAUUGUUUGUUACAUAAAUGUGUGGGAGUGGGAAUUCUGUCGUGCAACUUGUCAAGUGUAAGGUAUUGUAUUGGGUUCAGCUGCACCUACAUGUCUUUGAUGCAAGAAUAUUUGACAACACUUGCUGCACAGAUAUACAAGUUAUGCAUCCCCCUAUAUAAUUAACUAAUUUUGCUUCAAAAAGUUGGAAAAAAUCUGCUGAAUGUUAGGUUAACAUAUUGAAUAACAUACCACUUUGUAGUUUUUCAUAUACUUAACUAAAAAGUGACAACAAUUGAAACAUGACAUUUCGAAAUCUAACAUAAAUACAGUACUACAAUUAUGGUUUCUGGUAGACUUUUGCAAUAUCAUUUUGUAGUUUCUUUGAUUACAGGAUGUUAAAUAAAAGAUCUAAAUUAUGUUUUUUAAAAAUAUAUCUCAAUCCUAAAAUUCUAGGCGAUGCAAAACUUUUGGCCAUAGCUGUACAUUAACCCAAACAUGUGAAUUGGUGAUCUUGUGUCCUGAUUUGGUUAAUUGCUGUAAGACUUUGUUUGUAAAGUAAAAAAAAAUAAUAAUAAAAAGCUUUUGAAGAAUUUAUAGAUCUGACUAUUAAAUAUCAAGACAAAAAAAGAAAGAAACAAACAAAAAAUCUUCAGUUCAUAAAUGCAUUUUACAAAAGCUGAAUUUCUUGCAUUAUUUGUCUUUUUGUACAUUAAAUUGC